GCGCGAGCACCCAACUCUGCCGUGGUUGUCGUGGGGACACAUUUAGACCUCAUUGACACCAAGUUUCGCACUGAGAGGCUGGCCACGCUGAGAGCUUACGUCCUGGCUCUGUGCCGAUCGCCGUCAGGAGCUCGAGCCUCCGGCUACCCCGACAUCACCUGGAAACACCUGCAUGAGGUGUCCUGUAAGACUCUGGAGGGUUUGGACGGGCUGAAGAAGCUGAUCUACCAGGUGGCUCUCUCCAUGAAGGACAGCAGCAGCUCCUCCUGUGGCAGUAAGCUGCUGGGCAGGCUG
Molecule: messenger RNA, 294 nt
Organism: Plectropomus leopardus (leopard coralgrouper)
Lineage: Eukaryota; Metazoa; Chordata; Actinopteri; Perciformes; Serranidae
Source: RefSeq, a predicted model, not a curated record